AUGGUUUUCUGCGUGUUUUCUUGUGAUGUUGUUCGUUGUACUGUAUUUGUUUAUCGCCUUUUAUGGUGGAAGCGUUGUAUUUUUCUCUUUGUUGGUGAAAGCGGCGCUGUUUUGUGUUGCUACAGGGAAGGCUCUCGUUUUGACGUUAAUGAGUGGCUUCGUAAAGUCUGCCCCAACGCAGCUCUUAUGGAGGUGCCAUUCCCUCAGUUGCAUGAAAACGCAGGCGCGGAAGAAGGUGGCGUUCCGCACAUCCCUCAUGAACGGACCGCGUUGUUGGUUUGGCGCUAUUUCAACUAUCCACUUGCACCAUCGGGCGACAGCCUUGAAGGUUUGGAAAAAAGAAGGAGAGAAAUAAAUAAUAUUUUAAGGUCAAUUCCGUUACACAUGCCACCGGAUGCGUUUAAUUACGGCGAAGUAUGGAGGGAAGUAAUUAAAAUCGAAGCUGGAACACAGAAGGAAUACCGAUAUUUCUGCAGAAAGUUCCAGGUUGGUGUCGCUGAAAGGGCGCUGCGUGACAACUGUUUCUUUGGGUUGGUUCCUGUCCACCGCAUCGCAGGGGUGAAGCCUUCUUUAUUGGGAUUUGCUCAGAUAUUGGAUGAUAAGCUGGCUUUACUGCGUCACGAAAGAGGUAUCAUGGUUGCUAUUUAA
Trypanosoma brucei brucei TREU927 is the source of this 648-nucleotide messenger RNA. RefSeq lists its product as hypothetical. The record is from RefSeq and is a predicted model, not a curated record. Bases 1 to 648 code for a protein of 215 amino acids. Lineage: Eukaryota; Euglenozoa; Kinetoplastea; Trypanosomatida; Trypanosomatidae. The transcript has a single exon. Gene Ontology annotation, molecular function: catalytic activity. Gene Ontology annotation, biological process: DNA repair.